AUGUCCUCUGUCGUCAACACUGCGUCGGCGUCGGCGUCGGCGUCUGCCUCUGCCGCUGCGUCAGGUAACUCUACCAUCUCUGCCUCGGCGUCCGGCAACAGCACCGCGAGCGCGAGCGCGACCAACUCGACCACCUCGUCCAUUCCGGCGACGGCUGCCCCCGGCUAUCUUGAGAUGGUGGUGCCCCCGCAGGACGGCUCGACGAGUUACUACAAGAUUGCCAGCGCCGACUAUAUCACGUUCAAGUGGAACAUGACCAGUGUUCUCUCCAUGCCCCAAUCCCUCACUCUCGUCGCCACAUGCACCGACAACGGCAACACGUACCCCGUCGGCCCGACCAACGGCACAUACAACACCAUCGCCGGCAACGCGACCCAGAUCGUCUGGAACCCCUGGGAGUGGGCCCAGAUGCCCAACCAGCCUGCGUUCGCGCAGGGUUCGUACACGCUGUCGAUCUGGGACCAGCGCGGUUCCACCGCCGGUGCCUCCGCUGGCUUGAUGUCGCCAUACUCUGGCCUCAAGUUUGGCAUGUACAACCCCCAGUCGUACACCCCGUUGGCAAACUGGACCUGCGCUACCUGCUCUGGCGCAAUGGAGAUGGUCCGCCAGCCCGCUAGCCUGAGUAUCCUCAUGAGCCUGCUCAUCAUGAUCAUCUCGGCCUUUGGCCUGCUCCGUCGCCUGUAA
Messenger RNA from Apiotrichum porosum, 684 nucleotides. RefSeq lists its product as uncharacterized. The transcript has 3 exons. NCBI's taxonomy places the organism in Eukaryota, Fungi, Basidiomycota, Tremellomycetes, Trichosporonales, Trichosporonaceae. Bases 1 to 684 code for a protein of 227 amino acids. The record is from RefSeq and is a predicted model, not a curated record.